UCUACUUCCUGAGAGAGAUGAAGCAAAAUGAAGCUGCUGAUACUCUAGAAGAUGAGCUCGUCUUCAUUCACCACUUAAAAUGUAAUCUGAAGAAGAAGUAUCAGUGUGUAUUUGAAGGAAUUGCAAAGCAAGGUGACUCCAUACUUCUGAAUAACAUCUACACAGAUCUCUAUAUCACUCAGGGUUGUAGUGAACAGGUCAAUACUGAACAUGAGGUAAGACAGAUUGAAGUUGCUUCCAGGCGUCACAAAUCACAAGAGAUACCAAUUGAGUGCAAAAAUUUGUUUGAAACAUCUGAAGAAGACAAGCAGAUCAGAACUGUACUAACAAAAGGAGUUGCUGGCAUUGGAAAAUCAGUCUCUGUGCAAAAGUUUAUUCUGGAUUGGGCUGAAGGAAAAGAAAAUCAGGAUAUCAGCUUCAUAUUUCCUCUUCCUUUUCGGGAGAUGAACUUAAAGGAUGAAGAAAAACAAAGUUUGAUGGACCUUAUAACUCAGUUUUUCCCUGAGACAAAAAGACUGAACCUUACAAGAAGAAAUAAAUUCAAAGUCCUGUUCAUUCUUGAUGGAUUGGACGAAUGUCGUCUUCCUCUAAACUUUGAGGGUAAUGAAACAUGGCGUGAUGUAUCGUCACCAGCCUCUCUGGAUGUUCUCCUGACAAACCUCAUCAAGGGAAAUCUGCUUCCUUCUGCUCUCAUCUGGAUCACCACCAGACCAGCAGCUGCCAGUAAGAUUCCUCCUGACUGUAUCAACCAGGUGACAGAGAUACGAGGAUUCAAUGAUGCACAAAAGGAGGAGUACUUCAGAAAAAGAUUCACAGAUGAGAAUCUGGGCAACAAAGUCAUUGAUCAUGUUAAAAAAUCUAAGAGUCUCUUUAUCAUGUGCCACAUCCCAGUCUUCUGCUGGAUUUCAGCCACUGUUCUCCAGAAUAUUUUAGAGAAGAAAAUAAAUAAUGAUCCUAAAAAUAAUCAGACUGAUGAAGUCUCCAAAACACUGCAAGAAUCAAACACCGAAGACACUCCCAAGACUCUGACACAAAUGUACACACACUUUCUCCGCUUUCAGAUCCAGCAGAGCAGACGAAAGUAUGAUGGAAAAUACACACCAGAUGUUUCGUGGGAUAAAGAUGCCAUCCUUUCACUGGGAAAACUGGCAUUUCAUCAGUUGGAAAGAAACAACCUGCUUUUCUAUGACACCGACCUGGAAGAUUGUGGUAUUGACAUAUCUAAAGCAUCAGUGUAUUCAGGCAUGUGUACCCAGAUCUUUAAGGAGGAAACGGGGAUUAUUCUUGGUACCAUGUACUGCUUUGUUCACUUAAGCAUUCAAGAGUUCAUUGCAGCCCUUUAUGCACAUCUGUUUCUAGACAUCAACAAGAAAAGUGUGUUUGUUCAGGACUGUAGAAAACAGGGAAACAAAAAUAAAACCAUGAUUGAUUUGCUCAAGACUGCAGUGGAUAAGGCACUUGAGAGUGACAAUGGACACCUGGACCUUUUCCUUCGCUUCCUUCUCGGUCUGUCACUCCAGUCCAAUCGACAACUCUUACAAGGACUGUUGACCCAAAAAGAUGUCAGUGACCAGAGCAAAAAGGAAAUAGUUCAGUACAUCAAGCAGAAAUUUGAAGCUAAUCUGUCUCCAGAGAGAUCCAUCAAUCUGUUUUACUGUCUGAAUGAACUGAAUGACCAAACUCUGGUGAAAGAGAUUCAGACUCACCUUAGCAAUGGAAGUCUGUCAUCUUCUGAUCUUUCACCUGCCCAGUGGUCUGCUUUGACCUUUGUGUUGUUGACAUCAGAGAAGGAGCUGGAGGAGUUUGAGCUUCAGAAAUUCAAGAAAUCAGAUGAGUGUCUCAUUAGAUUAUCAGCAGUCAUCAAAACCUCCAAAAGAGCUCUACUAAAUGAUUGUAGCUUAUCAGACAGAAGCUGUUCAGCUUUGGCUACAGUUAUCAGAUCAGAUACCAAUCUAAAAGACCUGAACAUGAACAAUAAUAAUCUGCAAGAUUCAGGAUUGAUUAAUCUCUGCAUUGGACUAAGGGAUAUAAAGUGUAAAUUGGAGAUAUUGAGCCUUAGAAAGUGUGAUUUAACAAAGGAAAGCUGUUCAGCUCUCGCUUCAGUUCUCAGCUCAGACUCCAGUCUGAAGGAUCUUGACCUGAGCAAUAAUAAUCUACAGGAUUCAGGAGUGAAGCUGCUUUCUGAUGGACUGAAAGAGAGCUGUAAACUGGAGAUACUCAAACUUUCAUUUUGCAGUAUCACUGAAGAAGGUUAUAAAGCUCUGGCUUCAGCUCUGAGAUCAAACCCUUCACACCUGAAAGAGCUGGAUCUCACAGGAAAUGAUCCUGGACAAUCAGGAGUGAAAGAGCUCAGUGAUUUACUGCAAUAUCAAAACUGCCAACUAAAACUGAGGUUGUUGGAUCAUGCUGCAGAUGAAGCCUGUCAGUAUGUGACUGGGGUUGUGGGUAAAAACCUGUUACUCCUGAGAGAGUUGAAUCUGAGUGAACACAAACUAGACUCAAAAUUAAAGCAGCUUGCUGCUCUAUUGGCAGAUAAACACUGCAAAUUGAACAAACUGAUCCUGAAUAAUAGUGUUAUCACAGAAGAAAAUUGUUGUUCUCUGGUAUCAGCUUUAAAUUCAAACCCUUCAAAUCUGAAAGAACUGGAUUUGAGCGGAAGUAAUCUCAGAGACUCAGGAAUAAAGAUAAUCUCAACUCUGUUUGAGAAUGGACAGUGUAGACUGGUAAAGCUGAAACUUUCAGACUGCUGUAUCACUGAAGAAGGUUAUAAAGCUCUGGCUUCAGCUCUGAGAUCAAACCCUUCACACCUGAUAGAGCUGGAUCUCACAGGAAAUGAUCCUGGACUAUCAGGAGUGAAGGAGAUCAAUGAUUUACUACAGGAUCAAAACUGUCAGCUGAAGACAAUGAGGUUUUUGGGUCCUGUUGCAUAUCAAGCCUGUCGGUAUGUGAAUAGAGUUGUGGGUAAAAACCUGUUACUCCUAAGAGAGCUGAAUCUGAGUGGACGUGAACUAGGAGACACACGAGUGAAUCAGAUCGCUGCUCUACUGCAGGAUAAACACUGUAAACUAAACAAACUUAUUCUGUGUGAUUGUAGCAUUGCAGAGAAACAGUGUCUCACCCUGACUUCAGCUCUGAAAUCAAACCCAUCACACCUGAGAGAACUGGACCUCAGUGGGAAUGAACUAAGGAACACUGGAGUGAAUCACUUAUGUGAUGUACUGAAGGAUUCACACUGUAAACUAGAGAGAUUGAGGUUAGAAUACUGUGAUAUGACAGAUGAAGGUUGUUCCACUCUGACUUCAGCUCUGAAAUCAAACCCAUCACACCUGAGAGAACUGGCACUAAGCAGAAAUAAACUAGGAGACUCUGCAGUGAAAAACCUCAGUGAUCUACUGAUAAACCCACAAUGCAAGCUGGAGAAACUAAAGCUGUUCCAUUGCAGUAUUAAAGAGAAACAGUGUCUCAUCCUGACUUCAGCUCUGAAAUCAAACCCAUCACACUUGAGAGAACUGGACCUCAGCUGGAAUAAAAUAAAAAACACAGGAGGGAAUCACUUAUGUGACAUACUGAAGGAUUCACAUUGUAAACUGGAGAGAUUGAGAUUAAGAUACUGUGAUAUGACAGACAAAGGUUGUUCUGCUCUGACUUCAGCUCUGAAAUCAAACCCAUCACACCUGAGAGAACUGGACCUGAGUGGAAAUAAACCACGAGACUCUGGAGUCAAAAAUCUCAGUGAUCUACUGAUGAACCCACAAUGCAAGCUGGCAAAACUAGAUCUGUGUGAUUGCAGUAUUACAGAGAAACAGUGUCUCAUCCUGACAUCAGCUCUGAAAUCAAACCCAUCACACCUGAGAGAACUGGACCUGAGUGGAAAUGAAAUAAAAAACACAGGAGUGAAUCACUUAUGUGACAUACUGAAGGAUUCACACUGUAAACUGGAGAGAUUGAGUCUAAAUGACUGUGGCAUUACAGAUGUUUCUUCUUUAACUCAGUCUUUGACCAACACAAGAGCACUGCAGUUUUUAAAAGAGCUUGAUCUGAGCAACAAUAUGAUUGGUGACUCAAAGCAGCAGCUCAUUGAUGUGCUACAAGACUCAAACUGUAACCUGAGGUGA
Messenger RNA from Carassius auratus (goldfish), 4115 nucleotides. RefSeq names its product NACHT, LRR and PYD domains-containing protein 3-like. Gene Ontology annotation, molecular function: protein binding. The transcript has 15 exons. The record is from RefSeq and is a predicted model, not a curated record. Bases 18 to 4115 code for a protein of 1365 amino acids. Lineage: Eukaryota; Metazoa; Chordata; Actinopteri; Cypriniformes; Cyprinidae.